AUGAGAAAAAAAUUUUCAUUCUUAUCAGAGAAUAUUGAUUUUCGUAGAGUAAAUACUUAAGGUUAGUAAGCUCUGAAUAAUAUGAAAUAGUUACCUUCUCUCUAAAAAUGUUUUUUCAAACCCAAAAUUGCCUUAACUCUCCAAUUCUUUGGUAAUAACAUAUUAUUUAGUUUUUAGUAUACAUUCUUAUACAAUUUAGUUCAAGUUUAUGUGAAUAAAUAUUUUAUUAAAUGAUUGAAAAUAAUAUGUAUUGCUUUGACCAUAUUGAAAAUAAAAUCCUGAAUGUUUGUAUUGCAGAUCAUUAAUGCUAAAGAAAGCUUUGCUAAGAUUGUGCUCAUAAUUAACAAGUUUCUUCAGAAUAAUUGAUUCCUAUAACAAAUUUUCCAGACUUUAUCUUAAGAAAAAUGUAAAAUUUAGUUGAUGCAAAUUUGUAAUAAACAUUCUAAUUAAAAAAAAAAAUGACUGAAAUCCAGAAGUUAUUGGAAAAAUUAGGAGAAUAGUUUUAAAAGUGUUUAUCUGAUUCAUAAAAAUAAAUUCAGGAGAUUUUAAAUUAAAUAAAUAAUGGUGAUUAAAAUUACUUAAGAUUACUGAAUUAUUAUAUUAAACCAAGUGAAAUCUCUUCAAUUGAUUUGGAAUUAAUUAUUAGAUCAAUUCACUAAAAAAAAUUAGAAUAAUGGAUUAUUGACAAAAAAUCAUUUUUAAAUCCAAUAACAGAUAUGUAAUGCUCUAUAGAAUAGCAUUUCAGAGAUUAUUUAACAACAAUAUCUGAAUAAUUAAAAGUGCUUCUUCAAUUAAAGUAUUAAGUAAUGCUAUUCUAGUGUAAAAAUAAAAGAAAACAAAAAUAAAAAUUGGUAAGAAGGAAAAAUAGAAACAAAAGGAAUAGAAAACAACUUUAAUCUUUGGUCUCUUGAGUAUUAAGUAUAAAAAACAAGUUUAACGAUUGAAUAUAACAAUGAUUCAGAAAUAAUCUAUAUCAAGGAUGGAGUAAAACUGAAAAAGUAAUAUGAAAUAUGAUAUUAUUGAUAGAGAAACAAUAAAAAAUAAAUUAAAAUCAUUUAAUGUGAUUAGGAGUUUAGAUUAAAUUAAAUGUUUAGAAUGGUCAAUAAGAGAUGAUUACAAUUUGAAUUAUGAAAAAUGUACAGCCCUAUAUACUGGUGAAUUUUUCUAAGCAGGAGGAAUAUAGACUAAGGAAGGUAUAAAAAUAGGACAGUGGAUUGAUUUAUCUGAAAAUUUUAAUAAGUAAGAAAUAUUAUUAGUAAGAUCCUCCGUAACUUUUUACAAAGGAAAUUACAACUAGGAUAAAAAAGUAGGAGUUUGGGAUAUAUUAAUAAAAGAUAUCAUAAUGUUAUUUCUAUACUCUUAAUUUUAGAGGUUGCGGAGUUUAUGAUGAUUAUGGUAGCAAGAAUGGUUUAUGGGUUGAUCUACACCAGAAUUUUUCGAAGUAAUUGGUUAGUUGAACUUUAGCAAUUGUAAAAUACUUUAAAUUGGUUAAUAUCAAAGUGGAAAAAAAGUAGCCAAAUGGGAAAUCUAUUACAAUAAUCUUAUUAUGUUUAUAUUUCAAAAUAUAUAGCGGCGGCGGUAUGUAUAAUAAAGGAUCUAAAGUUGGGAAAUGGAUCACCCUGCAUGAAAACUUUUAGAAGUAAUAUUAUUUCUAAUGUAGUUCAUGCUUGGUUACAUAUUCUGGAGAAUAUCAAGGAAGAAAAUUUGGAAGGUGGGACAUUAUCUAUUAAAAUGAAAUCAUGUAACUUUAAAAUUUAAAUAUCAUUAGAGGAGGUGGGCUUUAUGAUAGAAAGGGAUAGAAAAUGGGAAAAUGGAUAGAUGUUCAUGAAAAUUUUUUUGAGUAGAUAGAAUUAACAAAAUUAGUUAUUGCUUUGUUCUUUAUGAAGGUGAAUAUGUUGGUGGCAAAAAAUAAGGUGUUUGGAAUUUAUUUAUGCAUGAAAACUAAAUAUAAACAAAAUUGUUAAAAUUAAAAUAUAUUUUUUAGAGGUGAAGGGAAUUAUAAUAAAUUUGGAUAAAAACAAGGAAAGUGGGUUGAACCAUUUGAUAAUUUUUUCAAGUAAACAUAAUUAGAUAAACCUAGAGGUGGCAAAAUAAUAUUUAUUGGUGAAUAUGAUAAUGGAAUUAAGAUAGGAUAGUGGCUAACUUAUUUUUAAGAAUAAGAAAAUCAGUUCUAAUAAAUGUAGCAAUUUUUAAUUUUCUUAAGUGGCGGCGGUUCUUAUGAUUAGAAUGGUUUAAAAGUAGGAAUUUGGAAAGAUUUAUAUGAGUACUUUAAUUAGUAUUAAUAUCAAAUCAAUUAUUUAGUCGCAGUCAAAUUAUUUACGAAGGAGAAUAUCAAAAUGGUACAAAGCAUCGAAGAUGGAAGAUCUGGUAUAAUAAGUUUAAACAAAAUGACUAUUAAGAAAUGUAAAAUUAAUUUUAAAUAAUCCCAAUAGAGGAGCUGGAGAGUAUGAUAAGGACGGAAUGAAACAUGGAUAAUGGAUAGAUUUUAUGGAAGAAUUGUCAUGGUUUCAUUUUAUUCUAGAUUAUUUUAGUAGGGACUCUAUCUAUGCUGUUGAAUAUCAUCAUGGUGAAAUUUAAUAAAAAAACAAAUUACAUGAUUUGUUUGACUGAGUUAGAUGAGGUAUAUAAUGUUUG
This is a messenger RNA of Paramecium octaurelia, 2634 nucleotides long. NCBI's taxonomy places the organism in Eukaryota, Ciliophora, Oligohymenophorea, Peniculida, Parameciidae. The record is from the annotation of a GenBank genome assembly.